Messenger RNA from Gryllus bimaculatus (two-spotted cricket), 515 nucleotides. The record is from the annotation of a GenBank genome assembly. Lineage: Eukaryota; Metazoa; Arthropoda; Insecta; Orthoptera; Gryllidae.
AGAUAUAUUGUAUCUCUCCUCUAUGUCCUGAAGGCAGACUUUUCCGCGCCACGUUAUAAAAUCUGAAGUAUAUAAAAAUCGCACUAUAGAACCCAAGUAGUCAAUAAAAUGUGAAAUAUUUGACGUUCCUCAAAAAAUGACGUUCUUGAAGUCUGAUUUGACGAAAGUGGGUGAAAUUGUCCGCAAGUGUGGCAUUGAAGAAAAAUUUGAAAGUUGUAGGAAGCCCGAGAAAUGGAUGCUAUUAACGUUUUAGCCGAGAGUACGAUUAAAUUAGAAGAGGUUAAGCUGGAACCGGAUGAUCAUGCUGAGGAUAAUGUUUGGAAUUGCACAGAAGGAUAUUCAUCCUACUCUGCAAAGAGAGGAGAGGAAGAGGAGGAAGAUGAGGAGGAAGAACUCAAGCCACUAGUCAGAGUGGAUAUCAAGGAAGAGUUCGUUGGAGAUGAGGGACAGCAAUAUGACAAUGCCAAAAAUUCUACACCAAUGUCUUGGCCUUGAGUGAAAAGAAUUCUUCAAUA